This is a messenger RNA of Oncorhynchus keta (chum salmon), 2762 nucleotides long. Its product is annotated as MICOS complex subunit mic25a-like. Gene Ontology annotation, cellular component: mitochondrion; MICOS complex. The transcript has 5 exons. Lineage: Eukaryota; Metazoa; Chordata; Actinopteri; Salmoniformes; Salmonidae. The record is from RefSeq and is a predicted model, not a curated record. Bases 203 to 541 code for a protein of 112 amino acids.
CUCUUCUUCCUCAUCCUACUCUACUAACUCUACCUCUCUUGCAGAACUAUCUCUCCUCUACAUCUUCUCCCUCUCUCACAGACACUAGUGUCUCUAUGAUAUAUGGCAGGCUACAGUUAUUACAGGCCACAACACAGUAGACCUACAGGAGUGGACACACGACAGCACACAGCCAGAGAGAAAGGAGCAGGAGCACAGUCUCAUGGACGAGGACUCCAGCAUGCAUGCUAAACAGUUGGAGAAGAAAGAGGCAGAGAUGAAAGCACUGGGCACUUUUUUCAAGGAGCAGUUGGAACAAGUGGAGAAGAGGAAUUUGGAUCGAUACAAGAAAACCAAGAAACAGUUCUACGACCAAGCCACAAAAUCCAAAGCUCUUGUAAAAGCGAGGAACACAGAGUCUGUGUGCAUCAACCUGCAGUCCCAGAUCCUCAACUGCUACAAGGAGAACCGGGAGCAGACAUUGCAAUGCUCUGACCUGGCCAAAACGUACAUGCAGUGCAUUGACGCAGCCAAGAAGAACCUGCUGGUAAACCAUGGAUGAAGAGCAAUGGAGAACAGCAGUGGAAAAUACUAAAACUCAUGUCCAGGAAUAGUUUUACUGAAGCACAAAAAUUGGCAGUUCCAAAUGUAGCACUCAUUCUUAUUUAGGGGCAGCGGGCUGCUUUGGUGUUAGCAUCAUGUCUUUUAUACAUUGUUUUAAGCAGACACUAUUGUACAUUUUUCAGGGUACAAUAGAUAUUUGAAAGAGGACUGACUAACUAAAGGUUUUAAGUUGUAUAUACAGUACCGGUCAAAAGUUUGGACACACCUACUCAUUCAAGGGAUUUUCUUUAUUUUUACUAUUUUCUACAUUGUAGGAUAAUAGUGAAGACAUCAAAACUAUUGUAACGAUCUUCAUCUGAGGAACAGGAAAGAUCGGAUCAAAACGCAGCGUGGUAAGUGUCCAUGUUAAUUUAAUAUCACUGAACACGAAAUACAAAAUAACCAAGUGAAACAACGAAAAUUUAAACAGUCCUGAAAGGUGACACAACACAAAACGGGAAACAACUACCCACAAACACCAGGUGGGAACAGGCUACCUAAGUAUGGUUCUCAAUCAGAGACAAUGAAAGACAGCUGCCUCUGAUUGGGAACCAUACCAGGCCAAACGCAUAGAAACCAUAGAACAAACCCAACUCCAACUCACGCCCCGACCACACAUAUGGAAUCAUGUAGUAACCAAAAUAGUGUUAAACAAAUCAGAAUAUAUUUGAAAUUUGAGAUUCUUCAAUGUAGCCACCCCUUUGCCUUGUUGAUAGCAUUACACACUCUUGGCAUUCUCUCCACCAGCUUCACUUAGAAUGCUUUUCCAACAGUCUUGAUGAAGUUCCCACAUAUGCUGAGCACUUGUUGGCUGCUUUUCCUUCACUCUGCGGUCCAAAUCAUCCCAAACCAUCUCAAUUGGGUUGAGGUCGGGUGAUUGUGGAGGCCAGGUCAUCUGAUGCAGCCCUCCAUCACUCUCCUUAUUGGUCAAAUAGUCCUUACACAGCCUGGAGGUGUGUUUGGUCAUUGUCCUGUUGAAAAACAAAUGAUGCGCACACCAGAUGGGAUGGUGUAUUGCUGCAGAAUGCUGUGGUAGCCAUGCUGGUUAUUAAGUGUACUCUGAAUUCUAAAUAAAUCACUGACAGUGUCACCGACAAAACACCCCAACACCAUCACACCUCCUCCUCCAUGCUUCACGGUGCUUCCCAUGCUUCCCAGGAAUCCCUGUUCGACAAUAAAUGUUUGUUUUGUUCGAUAAAGUCCAUAAUUUAUGUCCAAAUACCUCCUUUUUGUUCGCGGAUUUAUUUCACAAAUCCAGAUUCACGAGGCGCAGGCACUUAGUCCAGAUGAAAAGUCAAAAAAGUUAUAUUACAGUUCGUAGAAACAUGUCAAACGAUCUAUAGAAUCAAUCUUUAGGAUGUUUUUAACAUAAAUCUUCAAUAAUGUUUCAACCGGACAAUUCCUUUGUCUUUAGAAAUGAAACAGAACGCAGCUCGCUCUCACGGCCGCGCGCAUGACUUAGCUCAUGGCAUUCUGCCAGACCUCUUCGUCACACAGCUCUUAUUCGCUCCCCCUUCACAGUAUAAGCCUGAAACAAGGUUCUAAAGACUGUUGACAUCUAUUGGAAGCCUUUAGGAAGUGCAAUCGGACCAUCUUGGAUGCGCAAAGACUUGAAAACCUACAAACCUCAGAUUUCCCAUAUUUUUGCCAUAUGAGUUCUGUUAUACUCAUUCAAACAGUUUUAGAAACUUCAGAGUGUUUUCUAUCCAAAUCUAUAUGCAUAUCUUAGCUUCUGGGCCUGAGAAGCAGGUAGUUUACUCUGGGCACCUUAUUCAUCCAAGCUACUCAAUACUGCCCCCCAGCCGUAAGAAGCUAACACUUUUUUGGUUAUUACAUGAUUCCAUAUGUGUUUUUUUAUAGUGUUGAUGUCUUCACUAUUAUUCUACAAUGUAGAAAAUAGUAAAGAAUAAAGAAAACCCUUGAAUGAGUAGGUGUUUCCAAACAUUUGACUCGUACUCUAUAUAUACUUUUAAAAAUAUAUUAUCAGGCAAUCCUGACCAUUAAUUUAUCAGGCUUAUAUUAUAUUACUUCCUUGAUGUCAUUCAUUAAAUAAUAUCCAUAUGCUAAUGUAUGUCUGAUUCUUGGUUUGGCUAUAGCUAUAGCUGUACUUGUGACUAUAUCCAUCCGCGCAUUUUAUUUUCUUUGUAAACAUAGAAAGAAACACAUGUCUUUAUAGUAAU